GGUGCGAAAACCGGGAUCAUGUAUUGCAUAUUGCAUCAUAUGCACGAGGUUUUGCACGUUUUGCUCAUUUGACAUUUUAUUUCACUCUUCAUUGUUUUAAUUCAAAUCAUAUUCACCUAAGUAAUCAUUGUUGAAACCUGUGACGAGUGAGGUUUGGCUAUCUUCUUCGUUGAUUGAAUGAGCACUGGGGGAUUAAAUUUUAAUAAACAUAAAAUAUUAUGGCGAUGGAUUGUUCAAUUAACGCAACGUGUUUCUCAACCCAAUCGUAUCCAUGCUUAUCAAUCGGUCCAGCAUAUCAUUUCUGGAGAAGAGCGAAGGUUGGCCUUGGACGUGGACAACAACCAGUUCUGGAAGUGUCAAAGAAUACCAAGUCAUUCGAGUUGCCUCCUCCUCCAAACUUGUCAUCAUCAUCAUCAUCCUAGAUCGUCUUAUAAUUGGCUGAAUACCCGUUGGCUGAAAGAAAUUUCCUUAAAAAGAAGACCUUAUAAUAAUUCCAGAUCAAUUUCUAGCUAUUCUACUUUCCAAACAGAAUACUCGGCUGUAGACAACACAAAAUACUACAAAGCGAAAAUGUCUGCUCAGCUUAUUUCCGGGACUGAAGUCUCAAAGGAGAUUCAACAACAACUAGCUGAAGAGGUGACGCGCAUGAAAGAAAUUGAUCCCAACUUUCUUCCUGGUCUCGCAAUUGUUCAAGUCGGUGGACGCGAAGAUUCGAAUGUCUACAUAAGAAUGAAGAUUAAGGCUGCUACAACAAUUGGAAUGAAGGCUGAACAUGUAAAACUACCAAGGACUAUAACCGAAAUCGAGUUACUGGAAGAGUUGGACAAACUUAACAAGGACCCCAAUAUUCAUGGAAUUAUCGUGCAAAUGCCAUUGGAUGCUGAUAACCCAAUUGACUCUCAUCGCGUGACUGACGCUGUUGAUGCAUCUAAAGAUGUUGAUGGUCUGUGUACUGUCAAUGAGGGUCGUGUGGCUAUUGGUGAUCUGAAGUCUGGAUUUAUGCCGUGCACGCCUUACGGAUGCAUUGAAUUGAUCAAAAGGACUGGCGUUCCUAUCCAAGGCGCAAAAGCAGUUGUUCUUGGCCGUAGUAAAAUUGUUGGCACUCCUGUAGCUGAAUUGCUAAAGUGGCACGAUGCAACUGUGACUGUUUGUCAUUCUAAAACUAAAAAUCUUGCUGACGAGGUACGGCAAGCAGACAUAGUGGUUGUUGGCAUUGGGAAACCUGAAUUGGUGAAAGGCAGUUGGGUGAAACCUGGAGCAGUUGUUAUAGACUGUGGGAUUAAUUCAAUUCCUGAUCCUACCAAAAAGUCAGGCCAACGAUUAGUUGGGGAUGUAGACUUUGCGGAAGUCAGUCAAGUAGCGGGAUACAUUACUCCUGUUCCAGGAGGCGUGGGACCAAUGACGGUUUGCAUGUUGAUGAAAAACACUGUUAUUUCGGCUGGAAAGUCUUUAGCAUUGCAAAAAGGGAUCAAGUGGAAUUUUUCACCAAUUCCACUGAAAACAGCUACCCCCGUUCCGAGUGACAUCCAAAUAUCUCGAAGUCAAAGGCCCAAGAACAUUACGGUAUUAGCUUCUGAAAUUGGCUUAAACCAAGACGAGCUGGAAUUGUAUGGGAAUAAGAAAGCAAAGUUGUCCCUGAGCAUUAUCGAACGUCUCAAAUCUGUCAAGGAUGGGAAAUACAUUGUGGUUGCAGGGAUAACUCCAACAUCAUAUGGCGAAGGAAAGAGUACAACCACCGUUGGUCUGGUCCAAGCUCUUGGUUCACAUUUGGGGAAAAAUGUAUUUGCCUGCCUACGCCAACCUUCUCAGGGACCAACAUUUGGAAUCAAGGGUGGGGCAGCCGGCGGAGGGUAUUCGCAGGUGAUUCCGAUGGAAGAUUUCAAUUUACACUUGACCGGCGACAUCCACGCUAUUACUGCCGCAAACAACUUACUUGCGGCACAGAUUGAUGCACGAAUGUUUCAUGAGGCGACCCAAUCCGACAAAGCGUUGUUCUCUCGGUUGGUGCCCCAAAAAGAUUCCACCAGGAUAUUUUCCCAAAUUCAGCUUAAACGUUUGAAUCGGUUGGGAAUCACGAAAACGGAUCCAAACAGCCUUACGGCGGAUGAAAUUACAAAAUUUGUGAGGUUAAAUAUCGAUCCAGAAACGAUUACAUGGAAUCGAGUUAUUGAUACAAAUGACCGAUUUUUGCGCAAAAUUACUAUUGGACAGUCUGCCACAGAAAAUGGACAUGACCGUGUAACCCAGUUUAAUAUUACCGUUGCCAGUGAGAUCAUGGCCGUCUUAGCGUUGACCACUAGUAUGAGAGACAUGCAGGAACGACUUGGAAAAAUGGUCGUUGCAUCUGACAAAGAUGGGCAUCCUGUUAGUGCUGAUGAUUUGGGCAUAACUGGUGGCCUGGCCGUUCUAAUGAAGGACGCUAUUCGACCGACGCUAAUGCAAACAUUAGAGGGAAAUCCAGUCCUUGUGCAUGGGGGGCCAUUCGCCAACAUAGCUCAUGGAAAUAGCAGCAUAAUAGCUGACAAAAUCGCUUUAAAGUUGGUUGGACCGGAAGGAUAUGUCGUCACUGAGGCUGGGUUUGGGGCUGAUAUUGGGAUGGAGAAAUUCAUGAACAUCAAGUCUCGAUAUUCGGGAUUAACACCAUCUGCAGCAGUAAUAGUAGCUACCGUGAGGGCAUUAAAAAUGCAUGGGGGUGGUCCAACUGUAACGGCUGGAAUGCAGAUUCCCGAAGCAUACAACAAGGAGUCUUUGGAAUUGGUAGAAGCUGGAUUUGCUAACCUCCAACAGCAAAUUGAAAGUGCUAGGAAAUUUGGAGUUCAAGUUGUAGUAGGCAUCAAUCGUUUCAAGACGGAUACGGAUGCGGAACUAAAAUUGAUACGAGAUUUGUCCAUUCGUUGUGGUGCGUUUGAUGCUGUUGUUGCAGAACAUUGGGCUAAAGGUGGAGCCGGAGCUGUAGACUUGGGAAAUGCCAUUAUAAAGGCUUGUGGACAACCCGUCAAUUUCAAUUUUCUAUACCCCCUUACCAUGUCUUUGGAGGAUAAAAUCAGAACAAUUGCUCAAGAGAUUUAUGGUGCGAAGGACAUUGAAUUAUCGGAACUCGCCAAGAAACGGAUUGAGACCUACACCCGGCAAGGGUUUGGACAUUUGCCGAUUUGCAUGGCUAAAACUCAUUUGAGCUUGAGUCACGACCCUAAUCUUAAAGGAGCUCCGAAAGGGUUUAUUUUGCCAAUUCGAGAUGUGUCGGCAAGUGUGGGGGCAGGCUUUAUCAUUCCAAUUGUUGGACAGAUGUCCAUGAUGCCAGGACUGCCAACGCGUCCAUGUUUUUACGACGUCACUUUGGAUCCCGAGACUGAAUUGGUUGAUGGGCUAUUUUAACUCGUCCCCAUUGAUGGCAUGUCACAAAUUAGUAUACUUGUAAAUAAUCAACUAUAUGUGUCUCCAAUAAAAUUGAAACAAAAAGUUUAAUUUUUUACGAGGCA
Folsomia candida is the source of this 3479-nucleotide messenger RNA. It is a transcript of the gene pug, whose product is annotated as C-1-tetrahydrofolate synthase, cytoplasmic. Gene Ontology annotation, cellular component: cytosol. The transcript has 24 exons. Gene Ontology annotation, molecular function: methenyltetrahydrofolate cyclohydrolase activity; ATP binding; methylenetetrahydrofolate dehydrogenase (NADP+) activity. NCBI's taxonomy places the organism in Eukaryota, Metazoa, Arthropoda, Collembola, Entomobryomorpha, Isotomidae. The coding region runs from base 178 to 3375 and encodes 1065 amino acids. The record is from RefSeq and is a predicted model, not a curated record. Gene Ontology annotation, biological process: tetrahydrofolate interconversion.